CUUUUUCUUUCUUUCUGGAGAUUCUCUCCCUUAUUGGGGCAUACGAGAUGGAUUUACAAAGGAUCUCGAACAGGGCGUUUUUUUUGUUCAUUCUAAGUAAACGAUCUUUCCCUCCCAAUCAAAACGUAAUAAUUUGUCAGUCAGUCGUAUAUCUUUGCAUGUCGUUCAGCUUGUUAUUUGAUCUCAUACGACUUAUCGCUUUCUCUUUUAUUCAUUUAAACUAUGGAUUUUAGUGUGUAAAUUAGAUAGAAUAUCAUAUAAGGCAUACAUGUCAUGUUCUAUGUUGAAUAAA
This is a messenger RNA of Rhizopus microsporus ATCC 52813, 292 nucleotides long. RefSeq lists its product as uncharacterized. Lineage: Eukaryota; Fungi; Mucoromycota; Mucoromycetes; Mucorales; Rhizopodaceae. Bases 48 to 233 code for a protein of 61 amino acids. The record is from RefSeq and is a predicted model, not a curated record. The transcript has a single exon.